Molecule: messenger RNA, 2554 nt
Organism: Archocentrus centrarchus (flier cichlid)
Lineage: Eukaryota; Metazoa; Chordata; Actinopteri; Cichliformes; Cichlidae
Gene: lgals3a
Product: lectin, galactoside binding soluble 3a
Exons: 6
Coding region: 408-1538 (376 amino acids)
Biological process (GO): negative regulation of endocytosis; macrophage chemotaxis; positive regulation of calcium ion import
Cellular component (GO): immunological synapse; nucleus; cytoplasm
Molecular function (GO): disaccharide binding; laminin binding; IgE binding
Source: RefSeq, a predicted model, not a curated record
GACUAGUUUUCUUCCGCCUCUCGCUGCGUCCUCGCCAACUUUAGAAACCAAACGUGAUGCACAUUAACACUUAGUUUUAAAGUUCGUGUGAGAGUCGGGUAUAGUUUGGGUUAGUUUAAUGGUCUCUUUUAGGUUUCUGCUCGUGAAAGUAAGGGGUUAGGGAGUGAACUGUGCCCGUGAGAGUCCUCACAACCGGAACGCGCCCACCCCUAGAAUACGUCAUCAGUGAAGCGAGUGUGCGUGCCUCCUUUUCAAGAGUUGUAGUUGUGAAAGCAGAUAAAACGUUAGCUUACACUUGUGUACCUCGCCAGGCUAAAUUAGCGGGCUAACUAGUUCCCAUAGCUGGAGAAAUCCUCGCUGCCACCCGCCGUCUUUCUUUGGAGAGGAGUCCAUCUUCUAGCGAGAUUAUGGCAGACUUCUCGCUGUCAGAUGCCUUAGGAGAUGAUACUCCAAGCCAGGCUAAGAAAAUAGGCAACACCAACCCUUCUGCUCCUGCCAGCAACCCUCCACCUCCUUCAAACCCAGGAUGGCCUAGUUCAGCUCCUGGAGCCCCCACCCAGCCCUCUGCUCCACUGGAUUACCCUGGUGGAUCAUCUGGCCCAGGGGCACCGGGGCAGUUCCCAUUCCCCUCAGGUCCUGGAGCACCAGGGCAAUACCCAGGACCUCCUUCAGCACCUGGUGGCUUCCCCCCUGGUCCUGGGAUACCUGGACAAUAUCCACCUGCACCAGGAGCUCCAGGUCAAUUUCCAUCCAGUCCUGGAGCUCCUGGGCAGUACCCUGGGCAUUAUCCACCAGAAGGAGCUCCAGGACAACUACCUGGAGGUCCUGUUCCUUACCCAACUGGACCAUUUCCUUCUGGCCCUGGAGCUCCCCCAGGGCCUUAUCCAAAUGUGCCUUUCCCAGGUGGCCAGCCAGGAGGCAAUGGCAUGUAUGGGCCAGGCGGCCCAGGUGCAUUCCCCCCUCCAGCUGGCCCUGGCGCUUUCCCUGCAUUCCCCAGUGGAGGCUUCCCCCCAAUACCACCUGGUUCAUGGGGCCCACCAGCAGGUGGAGGCUUCCCACCUGCCCCUGGCACCUUUGGCCCUGGUCCGGGGCCUAUGGGUCCAUAUGGUGGGCCUGCCGCCCCAGGAGGCACGCUGAUGGUGCCGUACGAUCUCCCCCUUCAUGCUGGAAUAAUGCCGCGACUUUUAAUCACAAUAAUUGGGGAACCCCUUCCCGGUGCAGACAGGUUCAAUGUUGACUUUAUCAGAGGUCCAGACAUAGUCUUUCACUUCAACCCUCGUUUUAAUGAGCAAACAAUCGUUAGAAACUCCAACCUAGGUGGAUACUGGGGGCCUGAGGAGCGGGAAGGAGGGUUUCCAUUUGUUCAGGGACGCCGUUUUGAGCUGAAGAUCCUCGUGGAGGAAGACAUGUUUAAAGUGGCGGUGGACGGCAACCACCUGCUGGAGUACGAGCACAGAGUCGGCGGGCUGGAGGAAGUGACCCUGCUGCGAGUGGUCGGAGACCUCGUCCUCUACAGCGCUGCCCCGAGCAUGAUCUGAACCUGUGGCUAAACCACAUGCUGUACAGGACACCCAAGUCAAAUUUUGCCACUGUAUUUGAAAUCCUUUUUAAAUACUUUGUCGCAUUGCAAAGCGCAGUCGCUGCCCACCUGGCACAUUUAUCACAGAGCAGCCCUGCUCUGUACUCCGUAAUCCUGUUCUCUUUAUUUUAUAGCUGCACCAAUCCAAUUUAUUUUAUCACAUAAAAGAGCUAAAAUGCAUCUAAAACAGGUGUUUUGUUGUUUUGGGGGGGUUUUGCAAAAAAAAAAAAAAAAAAACCCAAAACAAAUUCAUACUUAAAGAAUGAAAAGAUUGUAGGCUAAGUGGAAAGGCGUGACAAGUCCCAAACAUUUCAAAUAUUUUCCAUUGGUAUCUUGUGUUUUGUUUACAUGUAUGUAAAUCAUGGUAAGUCUUCGUAAUGCAUGAGAGUGUGAUGCUGAAAAUCACCUGCUUUUUUCAGUGCUGGCCUGCAAACGAACAGUCGGCCAAUGAUGAAGUUUCUUCAAAUGUAUUUAUACAGAGAACGUGUGCAUCUCCUUUCUUCAGUAGUAUUGCUCUGGGGCUCUCAGACUGGAGGGUCAAGCAAAGAUUAACAAAUUAUGAUUUCAUGUUGAAGUCGAACCCUGAUGGUAAAAAGACGAGGCUCGUAUUGAAGAAAUAUGUGGUAAAGUGGAGGGAUGGGGUCUGUUUGUUGCCAAAGCUGACACUGGUGCACUGAGGUUAUAAAUGAAAGGGGCAACAAACAAGAAAAAUGACUGAUUAAAGAGCAUUGUUCACUCCUCCUGAGCUCCUGACCUGCACUUACAAUAAAUACAGGUUUCCCCACUCACUUUUUUUAAGAUCCAAAUCCAGGGAAACAGUUCCUGUGUUAGCUCAGAUGGUUUAAGUCUGUGUGUUUGACUGAAUUUAUAGAUUGUGCUCCCUGUGGUGCAAGUGCCACAUUCUGAUUUUCAUAGAUUUAAGUACAGUGAUAACACUCAGUACAAAAUAAAAGCAUUUCAACCUUGGACCUUUGA